AUGCCCCUGGACCCCGACUCCUCGUCGCCGGCGCCCGCGCCGCCGCACCGGGACUGGUUCUUCCCGCCGGCGCCGCCGUUCCUGCCUUCCUCCAGGGCGCGGAUCCCCAGGACGCCCUUCCCCUCCACCUACCGCUCCUCCAAUCCCUACUCAGCCUACUCCCUCGCCGACCGCCGCCCGCCUCCUACCCCACGCUCCCGUUCCCGCUCUCCGCACCCACCGCCGGAGCAGCAGCAGCAGCUGACGCCGCCGCCGUCGACCCCUCCGUCCGCGCCGCGCCGCCGUGACCCCCGGUACGCCGGCGUCCGCCGCGAGGAUGUCCGUACGGCUGCCUCCGAGCAAGCGGCGCCCCCGACGUCCGCGCCGGUGCACGGGAGGAAGCUCGCGGCGUCGGCGAUCGCUCCGCGUUGGUCCGGGGUGCUCUCCGCGGCGGUUAUUUUACUGUGCCUGGCCUCCCUUCUCCGCCGGAACUUCUCGUUGCACGAUCAGGUUUACCAUCUGCAGGAGCAGCUGGCUGUAGCUACUGCAAAACUUCAGGCAUGCAUUGUAGACCCCUCACUGGAUACGAGCAGCAUUAAUCUGUUUUAUCAGGAUGCUAACAGUACCACGCAGAACAGAAGCCUUAAGAACCUCUCCCUGCUUAUCUCCCUUUCGGUACUAUACGCACCACUCCUCAUUCUCAAGUACGUGGAUCUUGUGUCAAAGAUAAGGAGCUCACGUGACUCCGAAGAAGUUCCCAUAAACAAGCGGUUUGCAUACAGAGUCGAUAUAUUUUUGUCACUUCAUCCGUAUGCUAAACCGUUGGUCCUGCUUGUUGCUACGUUGUUACUAAUUGCUCUUGGUGGGCUGGCUCUGUAUGGUGUGACUGAUGAUAGCUUAUCUGAUUGUCUUUGGCUGUCCUGGACCUUUGUUGCUGACUCGGGGAACCAUGCCAGUGCUGAGGGUUUUGGACCCAAGCUGGUUUCGGUUUCAAUUAGUAUUGGUGGGAUGUUGGUUUUUGCUAUGAUGCUUGGUCUUGUCACUGAUUCAAUCUCUGAGAAGUUUGAUUCUUUGAGGAAAGGAAGAAGUGAAGUCAUAGAGCAGAGCCACACUCUAAUUCUUGGAUGGAGCGAUAAGCUGGGAUCUUUGCUGAACCAAAUUGCCAUUGCUAAUGAAAGCUUGGGAGGUGGGACCAUUGUAGUGAUGGCUGAGAGAGACAAAGAGGAAAUGGAAGCAGACAUUGCUAAAAUGGAGUUUGACUUGAAAGGAACAGCUGUAAUAUGUAGAAGUGGAAGCCCUCUGAUACUCGCUGACUUGAAAAAGGUCUCAGUUUCAAAGGCGCGAGCAAUUGUUGUUCUUGCUGAAGAAGGAAACGCUGACCAGAGUGAUGCACGGGCACUGCGAACAGUCUUGAGUUUGACUGGAGUUAAAGAGGGACUAAGUGGUCACAUAGUAGUUGAGCUUAGUGAUCUCGACAAUGAAGUUCUAGUCAAACUUGUUGGUGGAGAUCUUGUGGAAACGGUUGUCGCGCAUGAUGUGAUUGGACGAUUGAUGAUACAGUGUGCACGUCAGCCAGGCCUUGCUCAGAUAUGGGAAGAUAUUCUUGGUUUUGAGAACUGUGAAUUCUACAUUAAGAGAUGGCCUAAGUUGGAUGGAAUGCGAUUUGAAGAUGUGCUGAUUAGCUUUCCUGAUGCUGUUCCAUGUGGCAUAAAAGUGGCAUCUUAUGGGGGCAAGAUUAUUUUAAACCCUGAUGAUUGUUAUGUUUUGCAAGAGGGUGAUGAGGUGAUAGUAAUUGCAGAGGAUGAUGAUACAUAUGCCCCAGCACCAUUGCCCAAGGUUAGGAGAGGGUAUCUGCCUAAAGAUUUUGUUGUUCCAAAGUCUCCAGAAAGAAUAUUGUUUUGUGGUUGGCGCCGUGAUAUAGAAGAUAUGAUAAUGGUACUUGAUGCUUUCCUUGCGCCAGGAUCAGAGUUGUGGAUGUUUAAUGAUGUCCCUGAGGUUGACAGAGAAAGAAAACUGAUUGAUGGAGGUCUGGACUUCAGUCACCUUGAUAAUAUUACUUUGGUGCAUCGUGAAGGAAAUGCUGUUAUUCGCCGUCACCUGGAGAGCCUUCCUUUAGAAUCAUUCGAUUCUAUCCUGAUUUUGGCAGAUGAAUCUGUAGAAGAUUCAGCAAUCCAAGCUGACUCGAGGUCACUUGCAACGUUACUGCUGAUCAGAGAUAUUCAGGCAAAACGUCUUCCAUACAAGGAAUCAUUGGUUUCACAUGUUUCCCGAGGGACCUUUUCUGAAGGUUCUUGGAUAGGGGAGAUGCAACAAGCAUCUGACAAAUCUGUCAUAAUCAGUGAAAUUUUGGACCCCAGGACAAAAAAUUUGUUGUCAAUGUCAAAAAUUAGUGACUAUGUUCUUUCAAAUGAACUAGUGAGCAUGGCAUUGGCAAUGGUCGCAGAGGAUCGACAGAUAAAUACUGUCUUGGAGGAGCUCUUCGCCGAACAGGGAAAUGAAAUGCAAAUACAACCUUCCGAUCUUUACCUUAGAGAAGAAGAGGAGUUAAAUUUCUUUGAGGUCAUUCUGCGAGCUAGACAGAGGAAAGAGAUUGUCAUUGGGUACCGUCUUGAGGCAGCUGAGCGAGCCAUAAUCAAUCCAACAGACAAAGUUUCAAGGCGAAGGUGGUCACCCAAGGAUGUUUUUGUUGUUAUAUCCGAGAAAGAAUGA
Messenger RNA from Miscanthus lutarioriparius, 2688 nucleotides. The record is from the annotation of a GenBank genome assembly. NCBI's taxonomy places the organism in Eukaryota, Viridiplantae, Streptophyta, Magnoliopsida, Poales, Poaceae.